Suillus subalutaceus is the source of this 459-nucleotide messenger RNA. RefSeq lists its product as uncharacterized. NCBI's taxonomy places the organism in Eukaryota, Fungi, Basidiomycota, Agaricomycetes, Boletales, Suillaceae. The record is from RefSeq and is a predicted model, not a curated record. The annotation marks the transcript as partial. The transcript has a single exon.
AUGGUAGAUAAAGGUUGGGCGAUUCAUUACUUACCAUCACCCUCGUGCUGUCAACUCGUUUACCAUGGCAAUGACCUUGGCUCAGUUCCUUUGGUGGGGAAACUCGUAUUUUUAGACCUGCGCUUCAUUCCCCCUUCCACUUCAUCACCGCAUGCCAAUUUUUCUGCAUUCGCGAAGGUACCAUUGUCCUGGGACUUAUGGCAUGCGCGUUUGGGCCACCCUGGAGGCGAGGCCGUUAAACGGCUCCCUUUAUUCUCCACUGGCGCAAAGGUUGACACCACCUACCCGCUUCACACAUGUGAACCCUGCAUUAUGGCAAAACACCCACACAAACCAUACCCACCUUCCAAGACACCAUGCGCAAAACACGUCCUCGACCUUAUUCAUUCUGACCUCUGCGGUCCGUUUCCUGUCGCCACGCCACAUGGAAAACUUCACUUCAUAAUAUUCCUCGACGAC